CAGAGGGGGGGCACGUGAUUGUAUCCUGUUAACCUGCUCGUCCCUAUCAUUCUUUAUUUAGAUUAGCAUAUUCUUACUCACCCGCCCCCCACACUGAUAUAAACCCCCCAUUUGUAUAGACCGUACGCGUGGCGCUCAACAUCAACAACGAGGAGAAACUCUUGUUUAUACAAGUAAUGAACGAUACAAAGUGUAUCGACUGGCUGAUGGAACAAGUUGCCCAAAAAGCGUGGGAGUCUUACGGCUACGAGGUAAAUACUUUUGGUGGAGGAGGAGAGGGGCACUCACUUUGACAAGUUCGCUGAUGCAAUAUAUAAAAGCCGGAUAUUUUCGCGUUGGAGACGGAAGCUUCUGGAAUGCUACUCUCUCAAGAAUUGGUCGUUGUGGCUAUCCAAGGAAAUUAUGAACGCGUUUUUGCUCAUUAUGAUGGGUUUCGUGAGAAGACACCUUUGGAAUUGUAUCAGAAUGCCUGCAUGCGUAUGCAUGUGCCUGUACGUCGUAGCGUAGAGCUGGCGCUUGAAAACAACAAUGACAAAAGUGGUGACGAACAACUCGUAUUAGCGGAUGCAUGCCUUGUAUCGCGUGACAUUCCUGUAAUAUGUGAUCUUUUAAGACAUAUUAAACCGGUGACCAAGUUGGAUCUCUCUGGCAAUGUUUUAUAUGACCAUGACAUUGCUGAUGUGUUCCGGCAUAUCCAAGAUUUACACCAUGUCGAUCUCAGCAGCAAUCGACUCACCAGUCAAACCAUUGCAAGGUUUGUGCGCUAUCCGAGUCUUCGUUCACUCUCCAUCAGCUUUAACCCUCUUGGAUGCGAUACGCUGGGCCUGUUACCAGAACUCUUAAACCAAUGCCCGCAACUUGCAUCGCUCGACCUCGAAUCAUGCGACAUUCGCAACUAUACCCUUCCAGAUCCGACGCGUCAUGCAUAUCAACAUCUUGGCCAUCGCCUUGAUCACCUCAAUUUGAGCUACAACCCAUCCAGUGACGAUAGUGCUUCUUUGGAACAAUGGAAAUCACUGGUCCAAAAUCUAGUCAAAGACAAUGGUAGUAAUGGCCAGCAAAUUUUAAACUGUAAAUAAUAACUGUAAACAUAAAGAGUCGUCAUUGUACAUAUAAACAUCACGCAAAGAAGUACAUGGAACCAAGGCCCCCGGGGGGGUAUGGCCAUAAAAUUUUUGUGAGUGAUGGCUUCCAAAAAGCAGGGCAUUGUUUUUUUUUUGAGCUAUUACCCAUGUCUAGGUCUAAAUACUUUGUAAGGGAUGCUGGGAAAGAGUG
Zychaea mexicana is the source of this 1275-nucleotide messenger RNA. RefSeq lists its product as uncharacterized. The record is from RefSeq and is a predicted model, not a curated record. Bases 357 to 1079 code for a protein of 240 amino acids. NCBI's taxonomy places the organism in Eukaryota, Fungi, Mucoromycota, Mucoromycetes, Mucorales, Lichtheimiaceae. The transcript is spliced from 5 exons.